AUGCCUCCCGCAGCGCAGAGUCCGGCGGGCGCCUUUCUCUUCAUCCUCUUCCUCAUAUGGGUCUUCUUCCCAGAAGGCGACUCCCGAAACCAGUCUCUUGCCGUGUCUGACUUGGCCGUCGAUCGGCUUGCCCGGUACCGAGACGCCCUCGACGUGCUCAACACGACCGCGUGGGCGGACUUUGCGCCUCAGAACAAGACGACCGAGGGUGGACAUGUCGUGGAAGCAAAACAUUUGAACCUCACGGGCUUCAGGGAAUCAGACGGCUUCGCAUGGGACGACCUGGAAACUUUCAAGCAAAAGGGCCUGAAGCUGAGCAGACAUGCCGUCCCGCCCGUCGACGGAAACCAGCGGUGGGAUGUGGCGCAGGGAGGGGCGAUGUGGACAGAUGCCUCGGGAACCGUCCACGGAGACUGGGUUCGCAAGCCGGGCUCUGUGUCUCGCGGCUUCGACAGCUACAACUUGUCCAGGAGCGUGCCCGAGGUGGAGUGGACGGGGCACAAGGUCGAGUGGGCGCGGAACGUGACGGGCAACGCGGGCAGAAUGAUGCUUCGUCUGAGCGGCAACAAGACGCUCACCCGCUACGAGCAGCUGCCACGGGACAUGGCGCCGCUGUCGGGCGGCAUCAUCCGCAGCGUGAGAGGCACAGCUACCAUCGAGGACACCGCCGGCUCCGGCCUGAACUGGGAGAUGAAGCUCUGGGGCGUCCACUGGCCACGCCAGGGCGUCAUCCUCAUGACGACGACGAGCGAGAAGUUUGAAGGCAUCUUUGCCCUGCCGCACCUGUCGCCCGGCCCAGACUUCUUCCAGUCGAGCCAGAUGCUGCUGAACAAGACGCUGGCCCGCGUCAUCCGCCGCAAAGAGGAGCACGUCCACGUCGACCAGCGGAUGCCGUGGAGUUCGGACGUCGAAAACCCCCUGUACACGGCGUACCCGUCGCCACACUGCGAAUACAUCAUGUACGCGCAGGUCCACCCGCCCGUGCCUCCCAAGUCGACUCAAGGCCGAGACGCCGUCCCGGGGGCUACCGAGGACACCAUCAACGCCAUAGAGUCGGAGCUCCAGCAUCCCGUCGGCGCGCCCAUCCCGCGGAUACCCGAGCUCAGGGUGUCCGCCGUCGUGUACUCCCCGGACUGCUCGUUCUUCCUCGAAACCAAGGGGCCGCCGGAUUAUCCGCCCAGCGAAGCCGACCACCUCGUGGGCCUGAAGAGGGAGGUGCAGACGCACCAGAUCAAGACGUGGCUGCUGCUCUACGCCCUCGUCGUCUUCGGCCAAGUCCGCCUUCUCCGAGACCAGAUGAAGGAGUCCUUCACGCCGUCCACCAUGGGCAGGAUCAGCUUCGGCACCAUCGGCGCCAUGCUCAUCGUCGACGGGAUGACCUUCACCGCCGCAGCCACGUGGGUGUCCUCUGCGGCGGCCACCUUCCUGCCCACGCUGGCGCUCAUGUUUGUCUCGUUUCUCAGCAUGACCAUUGGCGGCAGCUUCCUGGCAAAGAUAUACGAAGUCCAACUGCCCGAGAGCAGAGGCCGCCGCGACCAGUCCUCCUCCUCCCCAUCCACCACGACGGCGCAGGGCCCAACGCCAGGUCUGCUCCCGGGCCCCGUGACGGCCGCCUCCGGCCGCGUCGAGACACCCGUCAUCGUCCCCUCGGACCAAGACAUCUCCGCCGAAAUCGCCUCGGCCGCCUCAGCCGUGCCCGUCAGCCGCGGCGGCAGCCCCUCGGCCCCGCAAACGCCAACCUUCCAAGCCAUCAUCGGCAGAUUCAUCCUCUUCUCCCUCUGCGUCUCCUUUCUCGCCAUCUCCUCGUCGACGUGGUACCCCCGCCCGCGGUCCGUGUUCCUCAACACCUGCGCAUUCGCCUACCUGUCCAUGUGGACGCCCCAAAUCUACCGCAACACCCUGCGCAACUGCCGGCGCGCCCUCGCGUGGCGCUUCGUCCUCGGCCAGUCCGCCCUGCGCCUCCUCCCCAUCGCCUACUUCUGGCUCAAGCACGACAACUUCCUCUACGCAACGACCGACGCGCCCGCCUUCGUCGCCCUCGCCGGCUGGGUCUGGGUCCAGGUCGUCGUCCUGGCCGCGCAGCAGGUCGUCGGUCCGCGCUUCGGCGUCCCCCUCUCCUGGGCCCCCGACGCCUGGGACUACCACCCCGUCCUGCGCGAGGACGGCCUCGAGGGCGGCGGCCUGCCCGUCGGCUUGGUCGCCCCCGAUGAGCGCGGCAGUCUGGACAGGCACGCCCCCGCGGCGCACGACAAGUCCUCCCGCGUCGUCAGGCACGUCGACUGCGCCAUCUGCAGGGAGGUGCUCGAGUUGCCCGUCGUCAAGGCUGGCGAGGACGAGUCCAGCGUCUCGGCCGUCUUCGCGCGCAGGAUGUACAUGGUCACUCCGUGCAGACACGUCUUCCACAUGGCCUGUCUGGAGAGCUGGCUGCGGUUCAGGCUGCAGUGUCCUAUCUGUAGGGAGGAGUUGCCGCCCACUUGA
Metarhizium album ARSEF 1941 is the source of this 2478-nucleotide messenger RNA. Its product is annotated as Zinc finger, RING/FYVE/PHD-type. The record is from RefSeq and is a predicted model, not a curated record. Lineage: Eukaryota; Fungi; Ascomycota; Sordariomycetes; Hypocreales; Clavicipitaceae. The coding region runs from base 1 to 2478 and encodes 825 amino acids. The transcript has a single exon. Gene Ontology annotation, molecular function: zinc ion binding.